AUGGACGGAGACGCCUCCCCCAACGGCACCACGUCAAACGUCACCUCGACGGUCCCCAGACCGCCGGAGACCCCGGACCUCUGGGAGGUCGUCACCAUCGCCACAGUGAGUGCGGCGGUCAGCCUGGCCACAGUGGUGGGCAACGCCCUGGUGCUGAUGUCCUUCCAGGUCAACGGCCAGCUGAGGACAGUCAGCAACUACUACCUGCUGAGCCUGGCCUGCGCCGACCUCAUCAUCGGGCUCUUCUCCAUGAACCUGUACACCGCCUACAUCCUCAUGGGCCGCUGGGCCCUGGGCAGCCUGGCCUGUGACCUCUGGCUGGCCCUGGACUACGUGGCCAGCAACGCCUCAGUCAUGAGCCUGCUGGCCAUCAGCUUCGACCGCUACUUCUCCAUCACCCGGCCGCUGACUUACCGGGCCAAGCGCACCCCGCGGCAGGCGGGCCUCCUGAUCGGCCUGGCCUGGCUGGCCUCCUUCGUCCUGUGGGCCCCGGCCAUCCUGGGCUGGCCGCUCCUGGUCGGGGAGCGGACGGUGCCCGCCGGCGAGUGCCAGAUCCAGUUCCUCUCCGAGCCGGUCAUCACCUUCGGGACGGCCAUCGCCGCCUUCUACGUCCCCGCCACCGUCAUGACCGUCCUGAACUGCCGCAUCUACCGGGAGACGCGGCGCCGGGCCGAGGACCUGGCCCGCCUGCGGGCGGCCGAGUCGGGGGCCGAGCCGCGGACGCCCGGGCUUCGGAUCCGCCCCCGCUGCCCGCCACCCGCUCUGGCCCGGCGGGGGCAGGCCCAGGAAUCCUGGUCCUCAUCCGGCUGCAGCCCUCCGGCCUCCGCCGCCGGGACCAUACGCCGGUUUCCCCGCAGCAGCCCCCCCUCCUCCUCCUCCUUGGAGGAGGACGGGGUCAGGCCAGGCGGUGGGAGCCCGGAGGAAGAAGACAGAGGCAGGCCGGCCUGGGGGCACCUGGAGGAGGAUCCCGGGGGAAGGGGUGGCAGGGAUCCCGCGGGGCUGGGCCCGGCUGGGAAUCCCAAGGCCCCCAAGUACCCCGCCUCGCCUGGGUCCAGGCUCCCGGCCGGGGGCACCAAAGGUUUCGCUUACAAGUGCCGCCUGACGGUCAAGGCCGAGGGGGCGGUGCGCGAGGUCACCGGCGGCUGCCGGGCGGUCAAGGUCGUGCCCGGCCCGGCGCCCCCGGACGUCCCGUCUGCCGGCCUCAGCCCCCACGGGACCAAGCGGAAGCGGACGGUCCUGGUGAGGGAGAGGAAGGCGGCCCAGACGCUGAGCGCCGUCCUACUGGCUUUCAUCCUGACCUGGACGCCGUACAACAUUCUGGUGCUCGUGUCCGCCUUCUGCCUGCACUGCGCGCCUGCCUGGCUGUGGCACCUGGGCUACUGGCUAUGCUACGUCAACAGCACCGUCAACCCCGUCUGCUACGCCCUGUGCAACAGGGGCUUCCGCCGCACCUUCCGCCUGCUGCUGCUGGGCCGCUGGGGGACAAGGAGGAAGUGGAGGAGGAGGCCGCAACAGGCCCAGGGCGACAGCAGGCUGCCGUGA
Tachyglossus aculeatus (Australian echidna) is the source of this 1542-nucleotide messenger RNA. It is a transcript of the gene CHRM5, whose product is annotated as cholinergic receptor muscarinic 5. The coding region runs from base 1 to 1542 and encodes 513 amino acids. Gene Ontology annotation, molecular function: G protein-coupled serotonin receptor activity; G protein-coupled acetylcholine receptor activity. The record is from RefSeq and is a predicted model, not a curated record. Gene Ontology annotation, biological process: adenylate cyclase-inhibiting G protein-coupled acetylcholine receptor signaling pathway; chemical synaptic transmission; gastric acid secretion. The transcript has a single exon. Lineage: Eukaryota; Metazoa; Chordata; Mammalia; Monotremata; Tachyglossidae. Gene Ontology annotation, cellular component: dendrite; plasma membrane; synapse.